GAAGUUUGUGCGUGAUCAGCUCCCUAUUAGCAGUCCUCUGUGUAAACUAGCACGGCAGAACACCACACGUCGGGCAACCCGCACAGAGAGGUCACACAUGCGAUGAGAGAUAAGCGAUUCAGUGAAAACAGCUCCAUGUGCUCUUUACCAAUUUUCCCGUGCAUAAGUUAAUAGAAAGAUCAAUUGUUAUUCAAACUACAACUGAUAAAGAUGGAAUCCAGUGAUUUAUUCAACUGCGCCAUCAGGGUGAAAGAAGAGCCUAGUGAUGGGUCGCUUACUGAACAAAAUAGUGGAAUGAUUGACGAGAAACCCGACCUUAAAAACUUUCAACUCUUACCAUUUCCGCAAGAAAAUUCAGCCCAGACGCUUCAAAAAUCUGAUUUCAAUCCUGGAAGUAGACUCGAUGACGACGUAGAAAUAGUUGUUGAAUGUGAAGAUGUCAAGCCCAAAGUAGAUUUACUAUUAGUUCAGAAAAUUGAGGAUUGUUCUCCAAAUCACUUGCGGCAUAUGAAAGAUACAGAUGACAAAACUCUAAACGCAAUUAAAGUGGAACUCAUGGAGGAGGUGAAACAAGAAAUACCAAGUGGCGCCGCGGAAGAACCGAAUGUGAAUUUCGACUCUAAACUCGUAAAAAGGGCUAACGGUGAACAGAGGCUAAAUACACACAGUAGCCGUUGUAGCAUCCACAGGUGUGACACAUGUGGAAAAACAUUUAAACACAAAGUUAAUCUCAAAACCCACAUCGAUGCGUUGCAUAAUAAAAUCUCUCAUCCUUGUGAUACGUGUGGAAAGACAUUCACAUGUAAGUAUUAUCUCAAGAACCACACGGAUUCGAUGCAUAACGGUGUCAAAUAUGUGUGUGAUUUAUGCCAAAAGAUAUUCACAACUAAGUAUUAUCUCAAAAACCACGUCGAUUCGGUGCAUAACGGUGUCCGAACGACGUGCGGCAUAUGCGCAAAGACCUUCAAGCAAAAAGCUCAUCUCAAAAAUCACGUCGAUUCGGUGCAUAAUAAAAUCUCUCAUCCUUGUGGUACCUGUGGAAAGACAUUCUCAAGUAAGUUUUAUCUCAGGGACCACGCCGAUUUGGUGCAUAAUGGUACCAAACAUAUAUGUGAUAUAUGCGGUAAAGCAUUUACAAGUAAAAGAAGUGUAAAAUUCCACAGAGAUACAAUACAUAAUGGUAUCACCCACGCAUGCGGUAUAUGCUCAAAGACAUUCAAGCAAAAAUAUAAUUUAAAAAUCCACAUCGAUACGGUGCAUAAUGGUCUCAUAUAUGCAUGCGGUAUAUGCUCAAAGACAUUCACGCAAAAACAUAAUUUAAAAAUCCACAUCGAUGCGAUGCAUAAUGGUCUCACAUAUGCAUGCGGUAUGUGCUCAAAGACAUUCAAGCAAAAACAUAAUUUAAUAAUUCACGUCGAUGCGGUGCAUAAUGGUCUCACAUAUGCAUGUGAUAUUUGCGAAAAGACAUUUAAAAGGAAGGAUAAUUUCAAAAAACACACGAAGGAAAAACAUAGUAGUGUCGAACACACAUGAGAUAUUUGGUGCAACAGUCACGCAUAUUAACUUGAUGAACGUAUUAUUGAUAAUAUUAUCAUAAGUUUCUCUUGUAUUAUCCCAAUAUGUAAAAACAAUAUUCAAGUUUUAAAACGAUCAAUAAAUUUUUGGAAGAUAA
Messenger RNA from Trichogramma pretiosum, 1672 nucleotides. Its product is annotated as zinc finger protein 658B-like. The coding region runs from base 211 to 1533 and encodes 440 amino acids. Gene Ontology annotation, molecular function: RNA polymerase II cis-regulatory region sequence-specific DNA binding; DNA-binding transcription factor activity, RNA polymerase II-specific. The record is from RefSeq and is a predicted model, not a curated record. Gene Ontology annotation, biological process: regulation of DNA-templated transcription. The transcript is spliced from 3 exons. Lineage: Eukaryota; Metazoa; Arthropoda; Insecta; Hymenoptera; Trichogrammatidae.